CCUUCCCGUCGGCCGAGACAGACGACAACCAACGCACACACAACACCGCUAUCACCGCCGCGUUCUUUUCCCCUCCCAUUUCCGACAACAACCACCGUCGCCUACGUCUCCGUCUUGACCACCGAGAGAUAUCAAGCGACCCCGUCGCCUCCACCUGCUCCUCCACACUGAAAAGAAGAUCUCGACAGAAAUGGCAGGUGAGAGACGCGUGCUGACGCUAGGUGGAAAAGGCUCCUCCCUCUCUUCAGCUUCAGUUUUUGAAUUCGCCAUUGCUUCUCCUCCUAUGCUUCUCAAAAUUGACCCUUCUGCUCUCGCCAGGCUAUCUUCGGCUCCUUCCAAUCAGAAAUCAUCAUCACCUCCCUUCAAGUUUCAGCAAUCAGUGCCUGAUUUUUUAACCCCUGAGGAAGCCAGAGCGUCCAUUCUUCUGCUCCUGUACAAGAUUUUGCUUGGUGGAUCCUCCUCCUCCUCCUCUACUGCGUCUCAGCUAUCGGAUAUACUGAAUAAUGAGACUCAAACCCCCACGAUUGACCUUGAUGUCGCACGCCAAGAUGACCUUUAUCUUUUAAACAGUUGCUGGCCUGGUGUUGCUCUCCAUGGUAUCUGCGCCCUUCUGGAUCACACCGCCUCCUCAUUGGCUACGGUUGCUGAUGCUGUUGCGGCCUUGUCUUGUGAGGCCUUGAAGGCUGAUGCUUCCACUGCCUUUAAUUUCUUCACGGACUCGGGUGAUGGUUCAUCUGACAAAGAUAGAGUUGCCGUUGCUAAUGAUUUCAAGGUUUUGCUUAAUGGCUCUAAAUUACGGGGUAAUCUGCAGUGUGACCAAGUUUACAAUAUUCCCAUAAUUCAUGGUCGUUUGAGGUCUCUCUGCAAGUCAGUCCACUCCUCAACUCGGGUGGAAUUGAAUUCCAUCCCGUCAGCAGGAGGAGGUGCCAGCGAGGACUUGACCGCACUCCUCUCGUCUCUGGCUUUUGCCCUUCAGAAUCUUGGUGAUAGUAGUUGGACACGAGCAAAGCUUUGUCUACAAAAUUUGGCAAAAGACAACUUAUUUCCUAGUUUGGCCGAGAGUUUCAGUGCUGGAUGCCCUGACCUUGACAGUUUGAAAGCCUCCAUUAAUUCUUUUGUGUCAUCCAAGAUGGAAAAAAGCUACAUCAGGUCCUUGCAUGAAAUUUAUAAUUUAUCUGAGGCUGUGAGAAAGAUCCUUUCUUGGGAAGCAACAGUUUCUUUUAUAUCACUUGAGGGGAGUGAGUUGAUGGAGAACGGGCAGGUCGGUACACAAGUAAAAGAGGAUAUCGAUGGAGUAAGUGCGAAAUCAGAUAAAAAGAAGGACAAGAAAAAGAAGGUUAUGGGGAAAGGCACAACUGUCCUUAUGCAGUUUAUAAAGGAUAGAUUACAGUCUGUACCAAGUAAGGUAGUUGAUAGUUCAGCUCUCCCUGAGAGAGUGGCACAAGGUUUCCUCUCCUUUCUUGACUUGAAAGACCCUGGCUUCGAACAUCUACUACAGAAAGUGAAAGAUGUUGUUGACAGCAAUGAAAGCAGAAGACUUCCCAAGCUCCCUAAGGGGACUCGUGAUUUUGCAAAAGAACAGAUGGCUGUAAGAGAGAAAGCAUUCUCAAUCAUUGGCAAUGUGUUCAAAAGGCACGGUGCAAUGGCGCUUGAUACUCCUGUAUUUGAAUUGAGAGAAACUCUUACAGGAAAGUACGGGGAAGAUUCAAAGUUGAUUUAUGACCUGGCUGACCAGGGUGGAGAGCUUUGUUCCCUCCGGUAUGACCUAACGGUCCCAUUUGCUAGAUAUGUUGCUAUGAAUGGUCUCACGUCAUUCAGGAGGUACCAAAUGGCGAAAGUGUAUAGAAGAGACAACCCAUCUAAGGGAAGGUACCGUGAAUUUUAUCAAUGUGAUUUUGACAUUGCCGGUGAUGAAACAAUAGCAGCUGACUUUGAGGUGGUUAAAAUUUUGACUGAACUGUUGGAUGAGCUAAACAUUGGUGAUUAUGAGAUAAAGUUGAACCAUCGAAAGUUGCUGGAUGGAAUGUUGGAUAUAUGUGGUGUGCCAUCUCACAAAGUUCGAACCAUUUGUUCAAGUAUUGACAAAUUAGACAAGCAAUCGUUUGAUCAAAUUCAGAAGGAAAUGAUUGAAGAGAAGGGAUUAGAUGCCAAGACAGUGGAAAAGAUUGGUUCAUUUGUGAAGCUAAGGGGGCACCCUUUGAAAUUACUAUUGGAACUCAAAAAAGAAGGAAGCGAAUUUCUAACAAAUGAUGCAUCCAAUCAAGCAUUGAAAGACUUGGAGAAGCUAUUUCAAGCGUUGGACAACUCGAGGUGUGUCGACAAAGUGGUUCUGGAUCUGAGCUUGGCAAGAGGCCUUGAUUAUUACACUGGAGUCAUAUUUGAAGCUGUUUUCAAGGGGGCUACACAGGUUGGUUCAAUUGCUGCUGGUGGACGUUAUGACAAUCUUAUAGGCAUGUUUGGUACAAAACGAGUUGCUGCAGUUGGUGUCAGCCUGGGAAUAGAACGUGUAUUCACAAUCAUGGAACAACUCCAAAAGGAUGAGAAGCAGGCACUCCGAGCCAGUGAAACACAAGUUUUAGUGAGCAUACUGGGGGACGACAUAUCUUUAGCAGCUAAACUUGUAAGCAUGUGUUGGGAUGCAAAACUGAAAGCAGAGUUCAUGGCCAAUAAACGGCUGACAAAGCACUUUGAUCGUGCCAAAGAAUUUGGGAUUCCUUGGAUGGUGAUCGUUGGUGAGCGAGAAAUUAAUGAAGGAAUUGUGAAGUUGAAAAAUAAGGAAGCGAAGGUAGAAGUAGAGGUUCCUACAAGCAAUUUUGUGGAUGAGCUUAUGAGACUGAUGAAUGAUAAUGCUGCUGCUGCUGCUGCUGCCUCCAGGUAACUGGAAAAAGGAAAGUUAUUGUGACAGUUUUUCUUUCUUUACAAUUUAUUUGAACUUGUGAGCGGCCUGCAAUUUGUAGUUUCACCUUGUAAAACCAAUAUUUUUGCCACUACUACUUGCUGUUGGUUUUUAUGGUUUGUGAUUUUAGGUCUAAAAUGAGAUCCCUUUUUGUUUUCA
Molecule: messenger RNA, 3055 nt
Organism: Cynara cardunculus var. scolymus (artichoke)
Lineage: Eukaryota; Viridiplantae; Streptophyta; Magnoliopsida; Asterales; Asteraceae
Product: histidine--tRNA ligase, cytoplasmic
Exons: 8
Coding region: 191-2878 (895 amino acids)
Biological process (GO): histidyl-tRNA aminoacylation; mitochondrial translation
Cellular component (GO): mitochondrion
Molecular function (GO): ATP binding; histidine-tRNA ligase activity
Source: RefSeq, a predicted model, not a curated record